Contarinia nasturtii (swede midge) is the source of this 520-nucleotide messenger RNA. RefSeq lists its product as uncharacterized. The coding region runs from base 38 to 472 and encodes 144 amino acids. The transcript has 3 exons. The record is from RefSeq and is a predicted model, not a curated record. NCBI's taxonomy places the organism in Eukaryota, Metazoa, Arthropoda, Insecta, Diptera, Cecidomyiidae.
GAUUUCAAUUUUGCCAGUAAAUCAAUCUCAAGUGAAAAUGUCCAAAGCAGUAUUUGUUGUAGUUGUUGCUUUCAUUGUUGCAUUGCUUGUGAGCAAAGAUGCAAUGUCAGCUCCACAGUUUAGUUAUUCGGGUGGAAAUGGAACCUCUUUAAGCAGCGGUGGCAUCAAUAAUUCGUCAUCAAAUGUGCCAGGGUCGGGUUAUGCCGGCGAAUACUAUGGAAAUCAUUCAAAUGAAACGGCACCCACUUCUCCCUCCAUGUCGGGGAGCCAACUGAGCGGAGCACAAAAUUCUACGUCGGACUUAGGAAACAACUGUGACUGCAACAAUAUUCAAAACGUACAAGAAAUGGCACCAACCGAUAAUCCGUCAUCGGGCGGAGAUGGUGAUAGUCCAGCCGGCGGCGAAGGCGGACCAUCGGAUGCAGCAAGCGCUGCUUCAAGUGCUGCAAGUAGCUCGGGCUCAAAAAAGUAACAACGUUCCUUUUGAGCCUGUCUUUAUCAAUUUUCGAUGUUUACUUCA